CUCAAUAUAAUGCAUGUAAUAAAAUUAAUAUAAUAAUUUUUCUACCUUAUCUCAAAUUGUAACGUUCAAUUAAUUAACAUAAUUCAAAACAUAAAAUUUAAUGCAUUAAAAAAAUUUAUAAUUAUUAUUACAAAAUACAAGUAUUUAACUAUAUUCUCAUUUUUUUAUAAUUUGAUUGGCUGUUACUUUUCGCAAGCAAAAUAACGAUACAGUCUGUAUUUUCUGUGUCUCUGCUCUCUAUACAACGAACAAAGCAUGAUCUCGGCGGGAACUAACUGCAUAUUGCGAAUAUGAUCGAUUCUACGCUCAUGGAAAUGUAAAAAGAUGACUAUCUAGCAUCCCGUCAAAGUCUUCGCGUGGAAGAGGUUUCCUUUUGUGAGAAUGCCUCAGAUCAUGGCAGAAACGUUUGCGAGAGGGCUGCUAGACAAGAUAAUGGUAGAUGUUCUGGACGUUAUAGAUCGCGACGCAGAGAACGAAAAAUCCUGGGAGCAGCACGUUAAUGAGGAAACAGACAAUGCCCAAUUGGAAUUUGUACACAGAUCGCAAGCACACGAACAUAUGCACGUAAAUUACAGUAAGGCCGAAGAAAUAGAAUUGAUCGCCAAGAUAGUCCGCGACCUGCGCGAUAUACAGAUUGGAGAUUCGCGUUACGUGCUACCACCUUCAUUGUUAGCAUUGGAGAAACAGAUGAAAUGCGCCGCGUGCAACGUCGACAGUGUGCCGCUCACGAACGCGACAGCUGACAUCACUGAAACUCGGCACACGACUCAGGGUCAAGGCGACACGCACCAGAUCGUACACGCGAUCCUUGAGCCACCGAUUGAGCUAGCGGAGCCGGCGAAAACGAUCCGGAAGGAGAAGGAAACGAUCAACGAAGCGACCAACGUAACCAUCGGUCUGCUGUAUCAGCUGAUCGAAGAGUUAGAGAACAAGACAGUUUUAGUUUGCUCCAAGGACAACGCUCCUUCGUCCAGUAAAGAACGCAUCGCCAUUUGGGAAGAGAAGGAGGAACAACUCAUUAGAACCAUCGAGGACAACGUUGACAAUAGGCAAGAAAUUAAGAUGGAGACUCUUCAAGAGAGCGAGUCGGCUGGUCGUUUCCGCGUCAUCGAGCUGAAGCACGAUGAAGAACUGAGAUCUCACUCGAGUCAACAUGUAGCAUCCAUCUCGAGAGAGGUUGACCUCGACGAAAUUCAGCUCGAAAAACGCGGAUCCAAUUCGCUAUCGUCAUUAAAGCCGCCACACGACGACAAUGCCGUGGAGCAGAUUCUACCCAUCGACGACGUGGAGAAGCGAAAGACAUUCGGUGAAUCGACUAAGAAGAAGAAGAAGAGAGGCUUAGGCAGCAGAUUGAGAAAACUCCUCCGCGCAGCUUUUGGCCGUCGAAAGAAUUGAUGCGGAUGUCCGGAAGGAAUGUUACCUCGCGAUCUACAUUAAAUAUAUGACGACGACCACCGUUCGUGGAACGGCUCUUUAAUCGCGUGCUUCUGAAAGGGAAUCAUAUUGUUCGUUCGCGAAUUCGGAGAAUAAAAAUAACUGUGUAGUCACCGACUGAUCUCCGUAACUUCGGCAUCCUUUACAACUUUAGACGCGACGCGUGAAUCCGAAGAUACUGUACAUUCCUAGAUGUUAAUCGCGCAAACAUUGUAGGAACGCGCAAAAUUUUGUAAAAUAUAAUAUAAAAAAUAAAACAUAAAAUAAUAAAACGUAAAUAUAAAAUAUAAUAUCCAAUAAUCAUUGCGUUCUUGCAUUGGUAGCUUAACAAAGUUAGCGGAGAACGAUAGGGAACACGAUAGUGCUACUUUAGAGCCUGAUGCGGCGUCUAAG
Molecule: messenger RNA, 1827 nt
Organism: Formica exsecta
Lineage: Eukaryota; Metazoa; Arthropoda; Insecta; Hymenoptera; Formicidae
Exons: 3
Coding region: 382-1395 (337 amino acids)
Source: RefSeq, a predicted model, not a curated record